UAAAGCAAGCUCAAAUGAAAAAGAGAAUGACAAUCAUACGCAUGCGCAUGUUAAGUCUACGUCAGCUCUUCUUCACUAACAGUCUGCCCAAAAGCUACGUGGCCCUCACUCCUCUGACUGCCUUCUUCACAAUACGACCUCAGAAACAGCUUGAACACCAUGGAUCAGGUAAUGCAGUUUGUUGAGCCCAGCCGGCAGUUCGUCAAAGACUCCAUAAGGCUCGUAAAGAGAUGCACAAAACCCGACAGAAAAGAAUUCCAGAAGAUCGCCAUGGCCACAGCGAUUGGGUUUGCCAUCAUGGGUUUCAUUGGUUUCUUCGUCAAACUCAUCCACAUCCCCAUUAACAACAUCAUUGUCGGUGGUUAAAUCCUGGUCAAGGAAAAAAACAGAACAAACUUCAAUACCCUGGGACCGGCGACGGUGUGCAAAGUGUUAUUGGGCUGGUGUGAUGUCAUUUUUACAUUGUGUACACAACAUUUAUAUUUCAAUGUGUAAAUAAACCAAAUGGAAACACAAAA
Centropristis striata (black sea bass) is the source of this 518-nucleotide messenger RNA. It is a transcript of the gene sec61g, whose product is annotated as SEC61 translocon subunit gamma. Gene Ontology annotation, biological process: post-translational protein targeting to membrane, translocation; protein targeting. The transcript has 4 exons. NCBI's taxonomy places the organism in Eukaryota, Metazoa, Chordata, Actinopteri, Perciformes, Serranidae. Bases 160 to 366 code for a protein of 68 amino acids. The record is from RefSeq and is a predicted model, not a curated record. Gene Ontology annotation, cellular component: Ssh1 translocon complex; membrane. Gene Ontology annotation, molecular function: transmembrane protein transporter activity.